Molecule: messenger RNA, 3466 nt
Organism: Nymphaea colorata (pocket water lily)
Lineage: Eukaryota; Viridiplantae; Streptophyta; Magnoliopsida; Nymphaeales; Nymphaeaceae
Exons: 10
Coding region: 387-3161 (924 amino acids)
Source: RefSeq, a predicted model, not a curated record
AUGUUGCACAACAGUGAUCCGUUCACCUUGCGGAACUCAAGCCAGAAGAGGACGAGCAAAUUUGGACUUUUCCAACUGUUGGCAGGAGGAAGUUUUAAGAAUAAAUUGAAUAAUUGAAGAACCGAUUGAAAAAGGAAAAGCGGAGGCUAGAGAACCAUCCGCGGUGGCUUCUAUUUCCCCUGCGGUGCAGAAGACGCCCUUUUUCAUGGGACCCUUAUGCUGAUGCGCUCAGAGAUUAGAAUCUCUCUCUCUCUCUCGCUCGCUCGCUCUUUCUCGAUGGUCCUGCACAAAUUACAAACGCCUGAUGAGAAAAGCAGCUGCUUAUACAGAAGGGAGCGAUUAACAGUUUAAAUGGUAUAGCUUCGAUAUGCCCCGGCUUCUUCCCCAUGUCACAACAGACAAAAGCGGGAACCAUGAGCUUUUGUCCGCAAGCCUUCAUGUGGGUCUUUCUGAUGAUGUACCAGAUGCCCAAGUGUGCUACUGUACUUGGUGGUUCAUGUUGUGCCAUCCCACCAAUCCAGAGACAUGAAAAAGCAUUCCAGCAGAAAGCCGAUAAGUUUUAUGUGUUUGAAGAGCAAUCAAACAGUUGGAAAGAAGUUCAGUUGCCUUUUGAUCUCUAUAACUGUCUUAAUGGCAACUGUACCAAGGCUGGGUCAAUUGAGCAGCGCCGGGAAGGUGGUGCCUCUAGCAAGAAAAAGGACGAGAAUUCUAAAAUUGAUGAAGGACCGCAUACGGAGGAGAAUAUUGAUCCUGUUUUGCCGCUCAGGAGAAGGACAUCCAUUACCAAAAUGUCAGACUCAUCCGUUUGGGUGACAGGAGAGAGUGGAUCAAUCUACGAAAGGUUUUGGAAUGGUUUACAAUGGGUGAUAACACCACAUGACUUGCCAAUAUCUGCACAUGCAAUUUCUGUUUUCAUCGUCAACCAAACCAUUCUUGCUCUAGACGACGAUGGAGUCCUGCAUAAGCUACAACUAAAUGAGAAUUCGCUGCCAACAUGGGGAGAACUCAAACCUAUAUUUGAAUCAAUCAUGCCAGAAAGAGAAGUUGAACCAAUCGCUGGAAUGCAGAUUAAAACUGGUGUUGUAACAGAGAAUGGCGAGAGACUAUACCUAUCUACCUUGGGAGGUUCGCUUUUGGAAAUCAGAGACCUUCAAUCUUCACGGUGGAUAUAUCACGGGCAACCACCUGGUGGAAGUAUUGCAGCUAUAGCUGGCAUUCCAACUACAAGAACGGACAUAGUGUUUAUAGUAAGUUACAUGGGGGAGCUUUAUGAAUUUGACAUGAGUUCAAAGCCAUCAUGGAAGAAGCACAUAUGGAGUGAACCGUUAGGUCAUGAGACCUUCCUUUUGCCAUGCGGAGGCCAUGUUAUGCAUGGACUGAUUGGAGUUCAUUCACUGUCUAUAUUUCUUUUAACGAAGGAUGGUGUUCUUAUAGAGAGGAGGUUUCAUCAGAGGAAAUGGAAGUGGAUUAUUCAUGGACUUCCUAGAGGCCACAAAUUGAGUGCCAUAACACCAGCUACAUCAAAUGACUUGAGCACAAAAUUUUUCUCGUUGUUCCUUACUACAACAAGUGGAUCCAUCUAUGAAUAUCGGAUCUCAAAAAAUUCAGUGGCAAGACAGGGACAGGAUAAUCCAACCUCGGAAGCAUGGAUCAAUCAUAUGCACCCACCACAUGCAAAGGUCGCCCGGGGCAUUUUAGGACUGCAGCUUCAACCUGGCAGGAUGCUGUUUCCACUGGAUGAUGGCAGGGUCGGAGAGCUCCAUUCGUCAGGAAUUGGAGGACAUAGUGUAGGGCCAAAUAAUCAUGCUAAUGCAAGGAGGAAAACAUCAUCCAGAUAUGAAUGGAGCAUAAUAGAUGCACCAGAAACUGAAGGAUGGAAUGCAGAAUAUUGCACAGAAGGACGUGGACCAUCAAACUGCAUCACUGGGAUAAAGGAUUUAGUUAAUGAACAGGAACUAGAUGACCCCGGAAAAAUAACCAGAAGAAGAAAAAAUCAGGAGUACCAAAGCUACAUAAUGCCAAUUAAAUACACCAACAGCCAACCAGAUGUUUCCGACCAGAACAACAUUUUGACAAAAAAAAUUCAGCCCAUCUUCCGCAUGAGAUCCAUGCACCCGGACAAGUCAUUCUUCCUUGUCACAGAUAACGGUAUAACUUUUGAGUAUCUUUAUACUGAAGGCAUCUGGUUGUGGCUCAGGCAUGAACAUCCGACUCCGAUGAAAGGUAUUUUAGGCAUCUAUAAUGGAAGUUUAUUUUUGGUCGAUAUGCAUGGUAGCCUAUUGAUAAGAGAAAGAAACAGUAAUGGCUUAGCAUGGAUAAACUGCACUUCCAUGAGUAGAGGAAGAAAAGUAUCUACAGGCCCCCCUUGGGAUGGGGUGCCCGGUAAAGUUCAGGUGCCUACAACCGAAGAUUCAUUAUUUUUCAUCAAUAAAAAUGGAAGGCUCCUUCAGUUUAAAGUUGCGUUGAGGAAAUUUGUCUGGAAGGACUGUCGAAACCCCCAAAACAUCAAAGUCAGUUCUAUAGUUGAUCAGGAGGGAUUAAGAUCUAAUAUUGUAUUCGCUGUUGGAAAUAAUGGUCGACUUUAUCAGUUUAACAAAGUUACUGAAUUAUGGCACGAGCAUGAUCAAUCACCUCACUUGUCUCUUUCUAGACUACCCGGAACGGUUUUGAGGCCAUCCAGUUCAUCUUUAUCUGGUUCUUUGUUCAUGCGUUCAGAAGACGGUGGCCUUGUAGAAUAUCGUUGGAAUCCAUUAGAUGGAUGGAACUGGAUGGAACAUGGGACACCGCAUAAGGAUGUCAUUGUUGCCGCUGCACCAGGCCCUAGCUUUCAAGGGAACCAGUUAUUUAUCAUUGGAUCAGAUGGUCAUGUUUAUCUGAGAUACUUAGUAGACAGCGCAUGGAGAUGGCAAAAUUAUGGUUUCCCAUCCAUGGAAAAUCUGGAGUCAGAAUCUGACGACGUAUUAGUGGGAAAUUCAGAGGCUACUGUGGUUAGCAAUCAGAAUAUGAUGCACGAUUGCAAUGAUGAAGACAGCAAGUGCAAUCCAAAGGUAGCACCAGUUCGGCCGAUACCAUUUUCUGAUGAAGCAGCUAUUUUCGAGUUGAGGGAUGGCAGAGUGAGUGAUGUACUUUCUCAGCAGCGAAAACAAUCAGCGACCAACUAAAUAACAUUGGGAGAAUUGCGGAGAACGGGUGAAACGCAGUGGAGCUGGAGCAGGAUUAUCAACACUCCAAGAAGCCAGUGCCGAGCGGCCUACUUGACGGUUUCAGCAUCAUAAGCAUUGUAAAUUAAACAGGUACUGAAAAAAAGACCACGGGUAAGAAGAAAAGGAGAUGGCACGUCCAUGUAAUCUGCUGGGAAUGUAUCAUAUAACCAAUAAAGCAAUGUAAAUCUUCACACGCAGUUCCACGGAUUGCCGUCAAAAUGGAGGAACCACAACAAAUAAAGCGAAGAAAAGUUGCAGAGAAA